CGACAAGUUGUUCGCGUUGCCUCUCGAUGCAAGAUCACACAGCUCGCAGCACGGGUGCGUUGCAAGCUGGUGUAGGCCGCCAACUCGAUAUAGGUGGUUCUGACACUGCUCAGUGCCCAUGGCGGACCCGUGGCAUGAGUAGCCAUACGAGGCCCCGAUAUGGACAUAGAAGCCUCUGCGUCAAGACACGUCCAAAUGGCAGAUGCGGCUCGUCGUUGGGCUGGCCCCUUCGCAGGCCUUGAUUAUGCGUCGCUGGCGGGUGGCUAGGGCUGCCUCCCUCCCUCUUCCCCCCGGCGGUCGCAGUCUCAGCUCUGCGCGCGGUCCUAGCACAGCUGUCUGAGUGCGACGCCGGCGCACCGAAUAGAUAUAUAGAGUCUCUUCAAAGUCCCUCCUUGUCUCCAGGUCAUGCGCCUCACGGCCCCCCUCUACUCGCUUCUCUGUGCGGCAACGGUGUUCGGCGCGUCGUACGAGGACUGGCAACGCCGCUCAAUCUACCAGCUUGUGACCGACCGCUUCGCGACCUCCGAUGGGUCCUCCCCGGCAUGCAACACCUCCGCACGACAGUACUGCAACGGCACCUGGCAGGGCGUCAUCUCCAAGCUCGACUACAUCCAGAACAUGGGCUUCGAUGCCAUCUGGAUCUCGCCCAUCGUCGCGAACCUCGCGGGCGACACCGGCGAUGGCGCCGCGUACCACGGCUACUGGACGGUCGACCAGACGAGCCUGAACGACCACUUCGGCACGGACGGCGAUCUCAAGCUGCUCAGCACGACGCUGCACGAGCACGGCAUGUUCCUCAUGGUCGACGUCGUCGUCAACCACAUGGCCGCCCCGCUCCUGACGGGCACGGCGAACUCCUCCGAUCCAAGUGCGCCCGCCCCAGCGGUGAACUACGCCGCGUUCACGCCGUUCAACAACGAGUCCUCGUUCCACCCGUUCUGCUGGAUCACGGAUGACGCGAACCAGACGGACGUCGAGCAGUGCUGGCUCGGCGACGCCGCGGUGCCCCUCGCGGACGUCGACACGGAGAAUCCGGACGUCGUCGCGUUCUUCAACAGCUGGAUCGCAGACCUCGUGACGACAUACGGCAUCGACGGCUUGCGGAUCGACACGGUGAAGAAUGUAAGGAAAGACUUCUGGCCUGCGUUCGCGCAGAGCGCGGAUGUGUGGAGCAUCGGGGAAGUAUACGACGGGGACGUCGCAUACGUCGCGAACUACUCAGAGGUCCUCGACGCGGUGCUCGACUACCCGAGCUUCUACCCGCUCACGCGCGGCUUCCAGAACAGCUCGGGCGACCUCACGCAGCUCGCCGCGUCCGUGGGCGACGCGCAGCACGCAUACAGGCUGGGCACGUUCAUGACCGGCUCGUUCCUCGAGAACCAGGACAACCCGCGCUUCCCGUCGCUCACGACGGACCAAUCGCUGAUCGUGAACGCGAUGACGUGGGUCUUCGUCCAGGACGGGGUGCCGAUCUUGUACUAUGGCCAGGAGCAGGGGUAUGCGGGGGCAGAUGACCCCUAUAACCGCGAGGCGCUGUGGCUCUCCGGGUACGAAGAGGACAAGCCGCUCGUGGUCCACGUCCGCGCGCUGAACGCCGCGCGCAAGGCCGCGAUCGCGUGGGACAACGCUACCUUCCUGGGCACACCUGUGGCGUUCCCCGUGGCCUCCGCGUCCCAGCUUGCGGUGUCGAAGCAGCCGCUCCUCGCGCUCCUCACCAACGCCGGCGCGUCGUCCUCGCCGAGCUGGUCCGUCCCCAGCACGAACUACUCCAAGGGCGACGAGCUCAUCGACGUGCUGAGCUGCUCGACGACGAAGGUCGGCGACUCGGGCGCGGUGGCGUGGACGGGGAGCUCGGGCAUGCCUGCGGUGCUCCUCCCGACGUCGGUGUUCAACGCGAGCUAUUGCAAUGCGCUCAAGAAUGAUAUCAGUGGCGAUACAGGCAGCCCGUGGGUCGCGCAGUCGGCUGGGGAGGAGCUGCGCUUGAGCACGGCUGGCACGCUCGUGGCUGCGUCGCUCACCAUUUUGUUUUUCGCUGUGUGGAUGGCAUGAAGUCCUUCGUGCCAGGCGUACAGGGGUGGAUAUACCGGCUAGACUUGUGUUGGUUUCUGGGUUGGACUUUGGGGCAAUCGGACAGACUAUAGUACUAGACUUGCAUGAACUUUUCCGAACUGUUGUAUAUCGAACUGUAGACGUGUGUUGUACACUAAGUAGUCAGCCUCCCGCACCAUUGGUGCUGUGUAUUGCGAUUGAACAGUACUACAGUAACACAGAC
This is a messenger RNA of Rhodofomes roseus, 2272 nucleotides long. RefSeq names its product alpha-amylase. Lineage: Eukaryota; Fungi; Basidiomycota; Agaricomycetes; Polyporales; Fomitopsidaceae. Bases 406 to 2049 code for a protein of 547 amino acids. Gene Ontology annotation, molecular function: alpha-amylase activity; calcium ion binding. The transcript is spliced from 7 exons. The record is from RefSeq and is a predicted model, not a curated record. Gene Ontology annotation, biological process: carbohydrate catabolic process.